Condylostylus longicornis is the source of this 3414-nucleotide messenger RNA. RefSeq names its product ribosomal protein S6 kinase beta-1 (gene S6k). The record is from RefSeq and is a predicted model, not a curated record. Gene Ontology annotation, biological process: protein phosphorylation; signal transduction. Lineage: Eukaryota; Metazoa; Arthropoda; Insecta; Diptera; Dolichopodidae. Gene Ontology annotation, molecular function: ATP binding; protein serine/threonine kinase activity. The coding region runs from base 1452 to 2960 and encodes 502 amino acids. The transcript is spliced from 11 exons.
AUUGGACGUUUCAGUAGAAGUGAUUUUAAUGCGUUGUAAAUUAAUAAAAAAAAAAAAAUUAAAAAUUCCUAAAAUAAAAAAAAAUUUUGCUUUUUGAAAAUUUUAUUAUAAAAUAAAAGUGAUUUGGUGUAAAUUUAAUAAAAAUAAAAUUAAUGAAAAAUAUUUUUAGCAUUUUAAUAAUACGAAAUUUUUGUUCAAAAUGCCGGUUAAAUAGAAAAAUAUAAAAAAAAAAACUAAUUUUAAAAAUUAAAUGAGUGUGUAUUUAUUAUUUUGUUUGGUUGGAUGACAGUGAAUCAAAAAAAAAAAAAAAAUAAAAAAAAAAUCUACAAGCACGAUUUUUCAUACAAUAAUUUUCGCUUGAUAGAAAAAGUAAAAGAUUUUUUUUUUUUUAUGAUGAUGAUUCUUAACUAAGUGAUUUUUGCUUGAAUAUUCAAAAAGAAAAUAAUAAGCGACGUCGUUUUCACAAAAACAAAAGGAAAUAAAGAAAAAGUGUAAAAAUAGUUAAUUACGUUUGAUAAUAUUGAAAAAUUUUCUAAAAGUUAUUGAAAUUUAUUUAAAAAAAUACCAAUCAAAGAUUUUUAUUUUAUUUUUUGCCUUUUUGUUUUAUAUGGAAAGGUUUUUGGCGUGGUUUUAUUAUUGUGUUGGUUUGUAGAAUUUCAAAUUCCAAGAAAUACAAUAAUUUGACAUGCGUAUGUGUUGGUAGAAACACUUGUCAUUUGAAAAUUUUUUUGAUAGAAUUAUAAAAUUCAAAAUAUUUACCUUAUUCUUGUUCUAUGAUUUUGAAAAUUGUUUUAACAAAAUAUUCUUAUAAAAUAAUAAAAAUACCUAAAUAUUUACAAUAAAAAAAGAAAAAAAAAAAACGAAAAAAUCUAAAUAUGUAAUUUAUGAAUUAUAAAAAUUAAUUCUUAUAUAAAAUACUACAAACAAACAAAAAAAAAAAGAAAAAAAUAAUAAAAAUAAAAGAAAUUUAAGUGUCUGCUUGAAUGUUUAUAAAUUUGUAUUGGAAAUAAUAAUUUUUUUUUUAUAAUAAUAAUAAUAGCCUUGCUUGCUCUAGUCUCAAAAUAAAACUUAUGAGAUAAGUUUAUAUAGAAUUUCCGCCAUUAGAAAAUAAAAAAGAAAAUAACCAAUAAAUAGUAAAUUGAAUAGUAAAAAAGUUUUGUUUAUUGUGAAAAAAAAAAAAAAAACAAAAAAAAAAAAUUAUUAAUAAAAUAAUAAUUAUUGUACCUAUCUAUCUACCUACGUUUUACAAAUUGUUUUUUGUAUCUUACAUUGAAACCAAAAUAGUUUUCUUUAAAUUGAAAAUUGAAAUAUUGUUAACUAAAAUAAUUAACGACAGAAUUAAAUAAUUAAAAAAAUAAAACUAGUUAAAAAAACGAAAACAAUUUUUUGUUUUAAGUUUGAAAUUCAAUUUUUUUUUUCUGUUUUUGUUUAAUUUUUUUUUUUUUUUUGCAAUGGCAAUGGCAGAUCUUUUUGAUUUAGAAUUAGGACAUGAAGAUCAGAAUCCAAGAGAUUCUGAUGACGACAUCAUUGAAUUAGAUGAUGUAAGUUUUGGAAACCGAAAAACAACACUUUGUAACAAAUGUAAUCGAUGUCAAUCGCUUAAUGAUCAAGUUGACCUAGAACCAGAACUUAGCAUAAACAAACACACAGAACAAGAUGGAUCUGAAACAAUACAACUUUCAGAAGAAAAUGUUAAUCCAGGAAAAUUAAAAUUAGGACCUCAAGAUUUUGAAUUAAAAAAAGUUUUAGGUCGUGGUGGAUAUGGAAAAGUAUUUCAGGUUAGAAAAACAGCUGGAAGAGAUGCAAAUAAAUAUUUUGCAAUGAAAGUUUUAAAAAAAGCCUCAAUAGUCACAAAUCAAAAAGAUACAGCGCACACAAGAGCUGAAAGAAAUAUACUAGAAGCUGUCAAGCAUCCAUUUAUUGUAGAAUUAGUUUAUGCCUUUCAAACUGGUGGAAAGCUGUAUUUAAUUUUAGAAUAUUUGAGUGGUGGUGAACUUUUUAUGCAUUUAGAACGUGAAGGAAUAUUUUUAGAGGAUACAACAUGUUUUUAUCUAAGUGAAAUCAUUCUAGCAUUAGAGCAUUUGCACUCUUUAGGAAUUAUUUAUCGAGAUUUAAAGCCUGAAAACAUAUUAUUGGACGCACAAGGACACGUUAAAUUGACAGAUUUUGGUUUAUGUAAAGAACAUAUUCAAGAGGGUAUUGUAACACAUACAUUCUGUGGCACAAUAGAAUACAUGGCCCCAGAAAUUUUAACAAGAAGUGGUCAUGGUAAGGCUGUGGAUUGGUGGUCAUUAGGUGCAUUAAUGUUUGAUAUGUUAACUGGAGUGCCACCAUUUACAGCUGAAAACAGGAAGAAAACAAUUGAGACUAUAUUAAAAGCAAAAUUAAAUUUACCUGCCUAUUUAACACCAGAUGCCAGAGACUUAGUACGUAGAUUAAUGAAACGUCAAGUUUCACAAAGAUUAGGUAGCGGUCCAGAAGAUGCUGGUGCUAUAAGAGCCCAUCCAUUCUUUAAAUUAGUCAACUGGGAUGAUGUUUUAGCACGCCGUAUAGAACCUCCAAUAAAACCAAUAUUGAGAAGUGAAGAUGAUGUUUCACAAUUUGAUACAAAAUUCACACGUCAAAUACCAGUUGAUUCCCCAGAUGACACAACAUUAAGUGAAAGUGCAAACUUGAUUUUCCAAGGUUUUACAUAUGUUGCGCCAUCUGUAUUAGAAGAUAUGCAAAGAACAAAUCGUAUGCCAGCUAGAUCACCACGUCGAACACCACGUCAACAUGAUGGUUCAUAUAGAUUAUCAGCUUUUCCAACAACAAUAUCAGCUGCACCAACUUCAAAUCAUCAUCAUUUGCAACGUGGUAUGUGCGGUUCAAGAGCGACGCCACCGCAUUUACAAGCAUUUGCUCCACGUCCGUCUCCUCAAGAUGAAAUGAUGGACGUUCAGGGUUUACCAAUUGUGUAGUGUUAUCAUUUAAGAAAAUAUUAAAAAAUUAAGGAAAUUUAUAUAAAGAAAAAGUAAACAAAAAAAAAACAAAAAAAAAAACUAGAUAAAAAUUUAAUAAAAAUAAAAAAAUAAAACUAUAUGAAUAUAAUAAAAAAGAGAGAAGAAAAAAAAUAAAUUAAUAAUAAAGAAACUACUAAAUAAAAUUAAGAAUAACGACUAAAAUAAUAUUUUUUUUUUUUUUUUGACAAAACAGAUAUAAAUAAAUUUAUAAACUUAAAACAAAAAAAAAAAUACGAAAACGAAAAAAAAAUUUAUAAAAAUUAAAAAGUCAUGCAUAAAAUGUAAAUUACCAACUACCACCCUAAAUUAUAAACUAUACGUACAUAUGUAUUUGUAUAUACAUAUUUAUGUACGAAAAUACAUUAUAUAUACAUAUAUAUAUAUAAUAUGUAUUUAAUAAAUAAUAUAAUAU